AUGACAAACUCACAGAAACCAAAGGAAGAACCUAAGAGAUUCGGAUUAGAAAAUCAAGUGAAACGGAACCCACAUCCUGAUUUCAACAAAGUUGAAAAUUCCCGCCCAUCAUUUGAUUUUGAAAACACUUGGACCUACACCCAGAUCCCAAACAAAGACUGGAAAGUUGGAUCAGGGGCCAACGACCCAGCAUGGAAAGAGUACAAGAAAUUGGAAAUUGACCCUUACGGAGAGGGCAGAAACCCCGUUGAUAAUUACAAAACAUUGAUCAGUGCAGUUGUUCCUAGACCAAUUGGUUUCGUGUCUACAGUAUCCAAGAAUGGCGAACGCAAUUUGGCCCCCUUUUCAUACUUUACAUUUGUGAACCACGACCCACCCAUUUUUACAUUGGGGUUUUCCUGUGGGAAAGAAAAUCCAAAGGAUACAUGCAAAAACAUUUUAGAGACUGGAGAAUUGACAAUUAAUAUUAUCAGUGAAUGGUUUGUUGAAGCAGCCAAUUAUUGUUCAACAAACGCUCCACCGGGAGUCGAUGAAUGGAAACUUUCUGGAUUGACUCCUUUGGAAUCAGCAAAAGUAAAGCCACAACACGUUGCAGAAUCAGCAUUUUCCAUUGAAGCAAAAUUGAUUACAUCUCAUGAAUGGAAAUCCAAAACCGAUCCCAAUAGAGCUACUGGUGUUUUGUGUAUUGUCGAAGGUGUGAAUUUUCAUGUUAGAGAAGAUGUUAUCAAUUCAGAUUUGAAUAAUCUUGACAUUGGCAAACUAAAGCCAGUUAGCAGAUUGGGUGGUAUCACCUACGGCAGAACGGUCGAUGGCUAUGAAAAAUUGAGACCAGAUUUUGAAAAGGAAAAUGCCACAAAUGAAGUCAAACAAUUGUUAGAAUAG
This is a messenger RNA of Candida dubliniensis CD36, 882 nucleotides long. RefSeq lists its product as uncharacterized. Lineage: Eukaryota; Fungi; Ascomycota; Pichiomycetes; Serinales; Debaryomycetaceae. The coding region runs from base 1 to 882 and encodes 293 amino acids. The record is from RefSeq and is a predicted model, not a curated record. The transcript has a single exon. Gene Ontology annotation, molecular function: FMN binding.